This is a messenger RNA of Dictyostelium purpureum, 216 nucleotides long. RefSeq lists its product as uncharacterized. The record is from RefSeq and is a predicted model, not a curated record. The coding region runs from base 1 to 216 and encodes 71 amino acids. The transcript has a single exon. NCBI's taxonomy places the organism in Eukaryota, Evosea, Eumycetozoa, Dictyosteliales, Dictyosteliaceae.
AUGAAUGAAUUUUUUAGUAUGGACAAUUUUGCAAGUAGUUCAAUGUUAAACUCAUCUGGAAGUGUCUCAUUCUCUGAUAAUGAAUCAGUUUGGUUUGGUAAUAGCUUAGGUGGCGGUUCAUGUGGUUUCACACCAUGUUUCAAUCCAUGCAGUAGUGGCAAUAGUAACAUUAUCAAUAUUGAUAUUGAUAUUGGUCGUCGUAGAAGAUGCUGUUAA